ACAAGGCUUCAGUGCUGUCUGCUCUGUAGCUGGAGAAGCAGCACCGUGAUUUAUAGUCUUUGGAGAUAUUUUGGUGCAUCCAAGAUCAACUUUCUGCUUGAGUCGCACUAGACAAGUAGAGAGAAAUCAGUAGAUAUUCUGACAGUUUGCAGAAUGGAAAUAAACUGUGUUUGCUCAGGUGGAAAAGGGAUGGACUCGAAGGUGCAGCAGAAGGAGUAAAAGGCCACAGCGAGGCUGUCUCAGGUGGGAGAGAGGGAGCGAGGAGGUGACAGGGAGGCAGACAAGAGGUGAGGAGUGACAGAAACACCUGGGGGGGAAGUGCGGCACAUCCAGGCUCUUCUCUUCUGCGUGUCACCUGACUGUGAAUGAUGCAAUAAAAAUGCACUGUCUCUUACAGUCAGGCAUCAACCAGACGAGGUAGAAUCUUAAAUAUUCCAGCAGCUUUUGGAAAUUUGCUGUCUAGUUUGUCUUGGUAGCUUCAUUCACCCUCUUGUGAGUUUGGUUAAACCACAGCUGCACCGAUCCUCUCAUAUAAUGGCAGGUCCCAGCUGUCUGAAGGAGAUCAAAGAUGGAAGAGAGAAGCCUGGCUGCCUCCAACCUGGAAAUUCAACGCAGUCCAUUGAUGUGGCUGCAGCGUCCGUGGGCCUUGGGGGUAUUUAAUAGCAAAUGUUGCACGCAGGACGUUGUUCACUUUCCAGGCUUUAUCUGCAAGGUCACUGUUUGUGUGACUGCAGCGAUUCCACGGCGGAUCCCACUGUCAAGGAACAGCAGCGCAUCCCUUCGGAACGUUCUCCGGGCACUUGGGAAUGUGCAGGCAACUAGGUGUGGAGGUUCUGCACAGUGAAGUUCUUCUCUGAGCAGCCCCUUUUCUCAAGGAAGCUCCAAGAAAGCAGUUUUUUCUGGAAGCUGCCCCGUGGUGGAGUUGUGCCUUCUGGGUCAGAGAUGAAAGGAGCUGGCCUGUAACCUUGUGAAACCGAAACCCUUUUUUCCGAAGGACUCUUAAAUCCCAGGAGAAUCCCAUUAAACAUCUGUUCUGGCUACACAAGGCAUGGUAAUGGGUGGCUUCAGUGAUACUGUGUUUAGAGGUGGCUCCUCGAUUAACUGCAAUUCCUGGUCCACCUGGGGACACCUUUUAAUGGAAGCAGGGUUGUCUCUUGUCCUGUGUUUUCAUCCAGCACCUUGCACAGUAGAGGCACCGUCUGGGCUUGCAGUUUUCACCUCAGUGCUGAUUUUGAGGAUGGAGAAUCACCUAUUACCUUUCUCAGCUCAAGGAAAGGACAUGAAAUGAGCCAAGAGCAUUGUGGAGUCAAGAGGUGCAGAAGUGCUGCCAAGCAGUGGCUCCCACCGUGUUGGGAAUGGUGAAUUCCAAAGAAAUGGCUCUGUGGUGCAGCUGGCACAGGCUGCAGCAGCAAGGUCACCCACAGAAAGGAGCCAGGCAGCAGAGGAUGAACUUCCCAUUUGAAGCUGAAUGCUACACUUGUGUUUUGGACCUUCUGAAUUUGUCCUGCAGUCAGAACCUGCUGCACAGAUUGGGAGGCUGAGGGGAAGCUAAGAUUCCCAAUUAAAAUUGGAACUGUAAGGAACAGCAAGCAGCUCUGUUGAAUGGAUUCCUCCAUGAGGUUAUUGUGCAGGUCAGGAGGUUAGCUCACUUUUGUCUUUUUACUCAACUGCUGCAGAAGAAAUCCUCUGUGUGUUCUCCUGCAUUGUAAGGGCUGGUAAGAAAGAGAAGCCGAAGUCAUCCAUUAAUCCCCAGGCCAAGUCCUAUUGAAGCAGCUGCAGUGAAAGCUCUCACACGCUGCCCUGGAAAUAACCCCGGCUGUGACGUGGCGAGAUGACCCUAGAAUUCCGAAAAAGCAGGCCGAGGCCGUACGGUUUGGUGAUUCCCAUUAGCACCAAUGCAGACGGAAGCUACAGCUCCAACAUCCUCUCUGCGAGUCACCAACGGCGAGCGCCGCGGGAGGUGUCCCAGAGCCCCAGACAGCUCUACUUCAACGUCACUGCCUUCGGCAGGGAAUUCCACCUCCGGCUGAAGCCCAACACUCGCCUGCUGGCUCCCGAGGCCGUGGUGGAGUGGUACGAAGACUCUGUGCAAACUGGGAGCGAUGGUGGGAACGCGAGUCACGCUGGGACUGCUACGGAGCGCUUGUGGAAGAGGGAGCCCCUGUGGACCAACUGCGCCUACGUGGGGGACAUCACGGACAUCCCCGGAGCUGCGGUGGCCAUCAGCAACUGUGACGGGCUGGCUGGAAUGAUAAGAACUGAUGAGGAUGAAUACUUCAUUGAGCCCUUGGAAAGAGGAAAGCAAAUGGAAGAGGAGAAGGGAAGGAUCCACAUGGUGUACCGGCGGUCGGCGGUAGCGCAGCAUCCGCCUGACACGCUCCCCGACGUCCACACAGAAGGGUCCCUCCUGGGGGCACUGAGUUCCCUGCACGGCCACGUGGAGCAGCAGCUGAACGAGACCCUGCGGCGCCGCCGGCACGCGGGAGACGACGACCACAACAUCGAGGUGCUGCUCGGGGUGGACGACUCCGUCGUCAGAUUCCAUGGCAAAGAACACGUCCAAAACUACCUCCUCACCCUCAUGAACAUCGUGAAUGAGAUUUACCACGACGAGUCCCUGGGCGUUCACAUCAACGUCGUGCUGGUCCGAAUGAUCAUGUUGGGGUACGCAAAGUCCAUCAGCCUGAUCGAAAGGGGGAACCCCUCCCGCAGCCUGGAGAACGUGUGCCGCUGGGCCUAUCAGCAGCAGAAGGCGGACCCCGGCCACGCCGAGCACCACGACCAUGCCAUCUUCUUAACCAGGCAAGAUUUUGGGCCCGCUGGUAUGCAAGGAUACGCUCCUGUGACGGGCAUGUGCCACCCGGUCCGGAGCUGCACCCUCAACCACGAGGACGGGUUUUCGUCAGCCUUUGUUGUUGCUCAUGAGACUGGGCACGUGCUGGGCAUGGAGCACGACGGGCAAGGGAACAGAUGUGGGGACGAGACGGCGAUGGGCAGUGUCAUGGCCCCCUUGGUGCAGGCCGCCUUCCACCGCUACCACUGGUCCCGCUGCAGCGGCCAGGAGCUCAGGAGAUACAUCCACUCUUAUGACUGUCUGCUCGACGACCCUUUUGAGCACGACUGGCCCAAGCUUCCUGAGCUGCCAGGCAUCAACUAUUCCAUGGACGAGCAGUGCCGCUUCGACUUCGGCGUGGGCUACAGGAUGUGCACAGCGUUCCGAACCUUUGAUCCGUGCAAACAGCUGUGGUGCAGCCACCCCGACAACCCCUAUUUCUGCAAGACCAAGAAAGGACCUCCCCUCGACGGCACGGAAUGUGCCCCUGGAAAAUGGUGCUACAAAGGUCACUGCAUGUGGAAGAACACCAACCAGCUGAAGCAGGAUGGACACUGGGGACCCUGGACCAAGUUUGGCUCCUGCUCCCGGACCUGUGGAACUGGGGUUCGCUUCCGCACGCGCCAGUGCAACAACCCAAUGCCCAUCAACGGAGGUGACGACUGCGCCGGGGUCAAUUUUGAGUUCCAGCUGUGCAGCACCGAGGAGUGUCCGAAGCACUUUGAGGACUUCAGGGCACAGCAGUGCCAGCAGCGCAAUUCCCACCUGGAGUUCCGGGGCAGCCGGCACCACUGGCUGCCCUACGAGCACCCCGACCCUCCCAAGAGAUGUCACCUGUACUGCCAGUCCAGGGAAACCGGGGAUGUGGCUCACAUGAAGCAGCCGGUGCAUGAUGGGACUCGCUGUUCCUACAAGGAUCCCUACAGCAUCUGUGUCCGUGGGGAAUGUGUGAAAGUGGGCUGUGACAAGGAAAUUGGCUCCAGCAAGGCCGAGGAUCAGUGCGGGGUCUGCGGCGGGGAUGACUCCCACUGCCGGACCGUGAAGGGGACCUUCACCCGCACCCCCAAAAAGCUCGGGUACCUUAAGAUGUUUGAUAUCCCUCCUGGGGCUCGACAUGUGUUUAUCCAAGAAGACGAGGCUUCUCCUCACUUCCUUGCAAUCAAGAACCAGGCUACAGGACACUAUAUCCUGAACGGGAAAGGGGAGGAGGCCAGAUCCCGAUCCUUCAUCGACCUGGGCGUGCAGUGGGAAUACAGCAUCGAGGACGACAUCGAAACGCUGCACACGGACGGGCCUCUGCACGACGCCGUGGUGGUGCUGAUCAUUCCUCGGGAGAACGACACCAGAUCCAGCCUGACUUACAAAUACAUCAUCCACGAGGAUUCGGUGCCGACCAUCCACAGCAACAACGUGCUGCGGGAGGACACAGACACCUUUGAGUGGGCCUUGAAGAGCUGGUCCCAGUGCUCCAAACCCUGUGGUGGAGGGUUCCAGUACACCAAAUACGGGUGCCGCAGGAAGAGUGACAACAAGAUGGUUCAUCGCAGCUUCUGUGAAGGCAGCAAAAAGCCAAAGCCCAUCCGUAGGAUGUGCAACCUGCAGGAGUGCACGGAGCCCCUCUGGGCAGCAGAUGAGUGGGAACACUGCACCAAAACCUGUGGGAAUUCUGGUUACCAGCUGCGCACGGUGCGCUGCAUCCAGCCUCUUCCCGACGGCACCAACCGCUCCGUCCAUGCCAAGUUCUGCAGCGGGGAUCGCCCUGAGAGCCGCCGGUCCUGCAACCGGGCACCGUGUCCUGCGCCUUGGAAAGCUGGACCUUGGUCCCAGUGCUCAGUGACCUGCGGGGAGGGGACCGAGAGCCGGCAGGUCCUGUGCCGUGCUGGGGACCGGUGCGACGGGGAGCGGCCCGAGUCCGUGAGGGUUUGCCAGCUCGCUCCCUGUGACGACGAGCCCUGCCUGGGAGACAAAUCCAUCUUCUGCCAGAUGGAAGUGCUGGCCCGGUACUGCUCCAUCCCUGGCUACCACAAGCUGUGCUGUGAAUCCUGCGGGCAGCGCAGCAGCACCUUCCCACCUCCUGGAGCUGCCGGGACCGAGAGGGACACACCGUUGGAUCCGGGCAGCCUGCCGAGGGCUCCACCAGUGCCCACCCCUGCGGUGCCCCCCCGGGCUCAGCUCCUGCCCAGGAGCAGUUCCCUGGGCCGGCUGCCUCCGGCGACAGAGGAGGCUGAGUGGCACAUCCCACCCUCCAGCCCCGAGCCUAAAGGCACCGGUGUUCCACACCGGAGAGCUCCUCUGGCUGGGAAGACUUCCCGGCUCUUGGCUUUGCUGCACCAGGCCCCUGCCAACAGUAGCAGCCUUGGUCCUCGAAGGGCUCUGCCUCCAGUGCCAGUGGAGAACAUGGCAGCAGGGGCUCCUGCACCAGCCAGGACCUCCGGGAACAGCGAGGAGCACCUUGGGAAGCGAUGGCCUCCAAGGGCCGGUCCUGUGGAUCGAUGAACGGGAAGGCUUUUGGAGGACAGCCAUGGAAACGGGGCUUUGUUGGGCACUCCGGGGGGGAUUCCCUGAGCUCUGGAUACCUGGAGUGCACUGUGUGCCCUGGGCAGGACACUGCAGGGCACAGCUCGUCCCCUGGAUAUACAAAGGACAAGAAGUGCUGGUUCACUUUCUGUUGCUCCGGCCUCCUCCUGCCCUGUGUUCCCUUCCCAGCUGGGAUGCACAGAGGAAACCCAAAUAACAUUCCUGGCAGGGAGUAGGAGUCGCUGAGGGCUCCGUCCAGUCUGGGCCCAAAGGCAGCCCUGACCUCACCCUCCCCCAUGAUUUUGGGUUCCAAACACUCACCUGGAGGAAACACCCCACUGCAGGCGGGACCAGACAGCAACACUUGACAAAACACCUUUGCCAUGGACCAAGGGAGCCCUCAGGACUUGUUUGGCUCAUCUAUCCCUGGAAAGGGAUGUUGCACAAGCACCUUUGCAGCCAUUGAGUAAAUCCUGGACAGGGCAGGAAAUCAGGGUUAUCAUAAGAGUUUUGUGCUGUCACACAACUGUUUACCUGUGUUGUUCUGCUCCAUGGACAUUCCAAGGGGCUGGUGUUUAAAGCAGCAUUAGCAUAAAAGGAGGGGUUUCAUUUGCAUAGGACAUAAACUGCUGGCACAAGGGGCUUGGGGGGUUUGGGGCAUCAUCAGUGCGAUGCUUGAUUUUGAAAUACGGAAACCCUGUAGAUACUGCGAGUGCUGUCCUGGUCCCAGGCCAAAGGGGUUCCCAGCUGCUCCCCACGUCCGUGCUGAACCAGCACCCAGAGGCAGAACAGGCACCGCCGAGACUUCAAAGAGAGGAUUUUUUUCCUGACAGGAAGCAUGGAUUUCAAGGCCUGAGAGAUGUUUCUUUCCAGCAUGGUUCACCUCCAAACCUCCCCGAGCACGGCGCAUCCGACUGCAAUCAUUAAUUUAUGCCAAUCCCCACCUUGUCUCAGCCCCACCGGCCACGCUCCCUCCGGCCCAUUGCUGUAAAGGACUUGUAUAGGGGAGUGAGAGCUACAGAUAUUUAUUAAAAAGUGGAUUUCUUGACAGUAUUUUAUGUACUAAAUAUUUACGCCGAGGGCAGGUGACUCUUUUUUUUGCCAAGAUCAAAUCCAGAGAUGGAAUUAGAUGCUGUGUUGUAGGGACAGAAUGGAAAUUUAAGCUACUAAACUGCUGUAGAGAAAUGGUUGAUUUGUAUUCUUUAAAAAGAUGACAGGGUUUUGUCACAGGCCUCUCAUUUCUCAGUGGGCUAUUAAAGUUUCACAUGCAAUUGCUGCCCCCCUGUAAGGAAUUCCCAGGACCGACCCAUUUAAUGCUGUGAAGUGAUUGGGGCCCCGAAGAUCCAAUUCUGGCAACAUCCUGGUGCCCCUGUGGGGUCCCUCAGAGGAAAGAAGAGUGGCAGUGGCUCAGCAGAGGUUUCCAGCCCCCAGUGCAGAUAAUCCUUGGACCUUUGGAUUUCCUUUCUUCCAAGCUCAUUGCUCUGUCUGUCAGGUGUCCACUCCUGAUGCUGUGUGUGUAUUGGGGAGCACAUGACAAUAAAACCUUCAACAUCCCAA
Molecule: messenger RNA, 6907 nt
Organism: Chiroxiphia lanceolata (lance-tailed manakin)
Lineage: Eukaryota; Metazoa; Chordata; Aves; Passeriformes; Pipridae
Gene: ADAMTS3
Product: ADAM metallopeptidase with thrombospondin type 1 motif 3
Exons: 31
Coding region: 1832-5329 (1165 amino acids)
Biological process (GO): extracellular matrix organization; proteolysis
Cellular component (GO): extracellular matrix
Molecular function (GO): metalloendopeptidase activity
Source: RefSeq, a predicted model, not a curated record